Thalassophryne amazonica is the source of this 1642-nucleotide messenger RNA. It is a transcript of the gene gja3, whose product is annotated as gap junction protein, alpha 3. Lineage: Eukaryota; Metazoa; Chordata; Actinopteri; Batrachoidiformes; Batrachoididae. The coding region runs from base 189 to 1586 and encodes 465 amino acids. Gene Ontology annotation, cellular component: connexin complex. Gene Ontology annotation, biological process: cell communication. The record is from RefSeq and is a predicted model, not a curated record. The transcript has 3 exons.
GAACCUCUGAGCGCACUGCAGCGGCGGCACCAGUGAUGGAAGAUGGAUUUGAUUUCAGCUUCUGGGUGUGACAUCUCCGGUGAAAAGGUUCCACACAUAUUGUGAAUCCCAGUCAAUGGAUUUACUCACUUUCAUACAUGAGUAUUUUACCUGUACUUUCUCCAUAGACUACAAAUCUUGAAGGAAGCAUGGGUGACUGGAGCUUUUUGGGCCGGCUGCUGGAGAAUGCUCAGGAGCACUCGACGGUCAUCGGCAAAGUGUGGCUGACCAUCCUUUUCAUCUUCAGGAUCCUGGUGUUGGGGGCUGCCGCUGAAGAAGUCUGGGGCGAUGAGCAAUCAGACUUCACCUGCAACACCCAGCAGCCCGGUUGUGAGAAUGUUUGCUACGAUGAGGCCUUUCCCAUCUCGCACAUCCGCUUCUGGGUUUUGCAGAUCAUCUUCGUGUCCACGCCGACGCUCAUCUACCUGGGCCACGUGUUACACAUUGUCCGCAUGGAGGAAAAGCAGAAAGAGAAGAUGGAGGAAAUGCGAAAAUCAAAUAGGUUCCAGGAAGAGAAAGAACUCCUUUAUAGAAAUGGGGGAGAUGCGGGAGGAGGAGAUGGGAAGAAGGAGAAACUACCUAUCAGGGAUGAACACGGCAAAAUCCGCAUCAGAGGCGCAUUGCUGCGUACCUACGUGUUCAACAUUAUCUUCAAGACCUUGUUUGAAGUGGGUUUUAUUUUGGGCCAGUACUUCCUGUAUGGCUUCGAGCUGCGGCCGCUGUACAAGUGUUCACGCUGGCCCUGCCCCAACACUGUGGACUGCUUCAUAUCAAGACCCACCGAAAAGACUAUUUUCAUUAUAUUCAUGCUUGUGGUGGCUUGUGUGUCUCUUUUGCUGAAUUUGAUAGAGAUCUAUCACCUUGGCUGGAAGAAAGUCAAACAGGGAUUGACAAAUGAGUUUGCCCCUGAACAUGAGUUCCACGCUGACAUUGCGGCACCUGAGUGUUUGCCCUCGGCAUCCAGAACUGCACCCUCCACCAUCAGCUACCCACCCAACUACACAAAUGUGACAGUGGGUAGCGGGGCAUUCUUGCCACCCAUGAGCCCGGCAGCUUUGUCCUCAGCUGCUGGGUUCAAGAUGGACAACCUACAGCAGGAGGAGUCCCUCCGCCAGCCUUUCCCCUCUUCCCAUUACUACAUCAGCAACAACAACCACAGGCUGGCCACACAGCAGAACUGGGCCAACCUGGCAACUGAGCAGCAGACUCUAGAGAUGAAGGACACAUCUCCCUCACCUUCCACCUCUUCCGCCACCAACAACAAUCCGCAGCAACAGCCUGCUGAUGUUGAGUUGCUUCUCCCCAACAGCAAAAACACCAUCGCCACCGUACCCACCAGUGCCACCACCACCACCAGCAACAGUACCAGCAGCCCUGGCACAGCCGCUACCAGUGGCAGUUGGGGUAAGAUGAAGAGCGUGCAUGAAACCACCACCACAGUGGAGAUGCAUGAGCCUCCAGUAAGGGUCCUCACAGACCCUCAGAGGUUUAGUAGAGCCAGUAAGUGUAGCAACAUCAGAGCCAGGCCAAGCGACCUGGCAGUCUAAAUCCACACUAAACAGUCCCCUUCUCAAAUAUCAGCCUUUCCUUUGGACUCCCCAAU